AUCAAGCAUUUGCUAUAUUUUUUUACCAAAACUGAGAAACAUAUAAUUAAACUUCCCAAAGCAGAAGAAGAGGGUGUGUUUGGUUAAUCUCCACGAGUCAGCUUAAGGAGCUGACACACUCAUACGUACGUGACAAACCACACUCAAAUACCCCUCUCCUUUUCAUUAUAAGAACCAAAAAACAGUGUUCAGGUUUCAGUGUUUCAUAGUUUUACAAAAAAACUUGGUAGUUGUUGGGUUGGUCUCUCAUCUCCUCACUACUGUCAUUAUGACUACUUCAAAGCGCCUAGCAGACAGGAAAAUUGCAAGGUUUGAGCGGAAUAUUAGCAAAAAAGGAUCAGAAAGCACUAAGAAAGGCUACCCUGUGGGCCCAAUUCUUCUUGGAUUCUUCAUCUUUGUUGUCGUUGGAUCUUCUCUGUUUCAGAUCAUUAGGACAGCUUCAAGUCGUGGGAUGUUCUAAGGCUGGAGGAAUAAUGUUUGUCAAAUGUUACAUAUGUUAUAUAUAUAACGAAUGUUAUAUGUAUAGCAAGUAGGUAUCUAGCAAACAUAAUAAUUCACUUUACAUCGGCUUUGGUUGAUAAAAAGUGAAAUUAGAACUUAGCUUUGCUAAUAGAGGAAUGUUUCAUUUUUAUGUGGUUUAUUUACAUGUUUACUGUAAUGUUCUAUGCUCAAUUCUCAAGUGGUCGAAGCCACAAAGCCAUAGGCAAUUGAGACUAGACUAGUUAAUUUC
Messenger RNA from Vigna unguiculata (cowpea), 730 nucleotides. RefSeq lists its product as uncharacterized. Lineage: Eukaryota; Viridiplantae; Streptophyta; Magnoliopsida; Fabales; Fabaceae. Gene Ontology annotation, biological process: endoplasmic reticulum unfolded protein response. Gene Ontology annotation, cellular component: endoplasmic reticulum. The record is from RefSeq and is a predicted model, not a curated record.